Messenger RNA from Pelobates fuscus (common spadefoot toad), 1836 nucleotides. It is a transcript of the gene PAX1, whose product is annotated as paired box 1. The transcript has 5 exons. Bases 348 to 1445 code for a protein of 365 amino acids. NCBI's taxonomy places the organism in Eukaryota, Metazoa, Chordata, Amphibia, Anura, Pelobatidae. Gene Ontology annotation, molecular function: RNA polymerase II cis-regulatory region sequence-specific DNA binding; DNA-binding transcription factor activity, RNA polymerase II-specific. Gene Ontology annotation, biological process: anatomical structure development; regulation of transcription by RNA polymerase II. The record is from RefSeq and is a predicted model, not a curated record.
AACCAAUAAGCUCCUACCAGUUGCUUCUGCAGUCUGGCCACCAAGAUUGACGUGGAAGACACGUCAGAUUGAUCUGAACAAACUUCAAGCAGAUAACUUGAGCAAUUCAAGCCCUAAUCGGAUGAAGAUCACCUUGAGCUUUUGAUUCUUGCAUUUGAAGUUGCUGUUCAAACACUACAAGAGAGCAGAUUUGGAAGGAAGUGCCUUCAGACUCCAGAACACUCCUCCCAGCUCAGCCCAUUGGAGAAGCCUCUGUUCCCCUUCUCAGUCCAUGUAUCUCUGGGUUAAAUCUGUCUGACUGCCUUUAACUCUGUGCAGAACCUUCCCUGGCUUUCCCCCCUUGCGGGAUGGAGCAAGCUUAUGGAGAAGUGAAUCAGCUCGGGGGGAUGUUUGUGAACGGAAGACCAUUGCCCAAUGCCAUCAGACUGAGGAUAGUGGAACUAGCCCAGCUGGGAAUUAGACCGUGUGAUAUUAGCAGACAGUUACGUGUGUCUCAUGGAUGUGUGAGUAAAAUCCUGGCCAGGUACAAUGAGACUGGCUCCAUCCUUCCAGGAGCUAUUGGGGGAAGCAAGCCAAGAGUCACCACUCCCAAUGUGGUGAAGCAUAUCAGGGACUACAAGCAAGGAGACCCAGGCAUCUUUGCUUGGGAAAUCAGAGACAGACUACUGGCUGACAACGUCUGUGACAAGUACAAUGUGCCUUCUGUGAGCUCAAUCAGCAGGAUUUUAAGGAAUAAAAUUGGGAACCUGUCCCAGCCCAGUCAAUAUGAAAAUUCCAAGCAGCAGUCAUCACAAGCUGCCCUGCCUUAUAAUCACAUCUAUCAAUACCCCUACCCUAACCCCAUCUCACCUGGAUCCACCAAGGUAGGGGGCCAUCACCCAGGAGUGCAUAUGCCCAGUGGACAUGUCAGCAUUGCAAGAUCCUGGCCAUCAGCCCACUCUGUCAACAACAUUUUGGGCAUCCGUACCUUUAUGGAACAAACAGGAGCCAUUGCUGGAGCAGAUACCUCUGUUUAUUCUCCAAAAAUGGAAGAGUGGGCAAGUGUCAAUAGAUCAGGUUUUUCUACCACCCAGAACAUCAACUGCAUUGAUAAAAGUGCUGUGGAUCCAGACAUUAAAUAUUCACAGCCUGCUUCAAGCCUGACAUCAGUGGGGAGUUUUGUUCAAGCCUGUGCAUACCCCUCUGCCAACCAGUACGGGGUUUAUGGGGGACCAGGAACUGGCUACGUGACCCCAGGCCACCACUGGCAAGCACAAGGUAGCCCCAUUGCUCAUCAUGGGCCGAGCGUGACUGUACACGGUGGAGACAUUGCGUCCCCUAUGACCUUCAAACACCAAGUCAGGGAAGUGAUGAACAGAAAGCAAAGCAGCCCCAUCAUUAAAUCACAGGACGGUCACACUAAUAAUAAUAUACAUGGGCUGUCGAUCCCAGCUUCUUCGUCGUAACUACUAUUCGAAUUCACUAAAAAAAAAAAAAAAAGAGAGCAGCAACUCCCAUCAUCCCCUCUGCUUUAGAACACUGUCACUCUGCACGCUGUUCUCCUGCUGUGUCUGGAUACAAAGUCUAACAAGUCCACAUAAUCAGAGACCACAGCAUUCUUUCACAUCAGAUUAGGAUAAAGCAGAGGUGAGGAGAAGAUUUGGAGAUUGAAUAAUCUAUUUACUUUGGGAAAAUCAAGCAGGUUGUUGAAAGCCAACUAGCUAAGACUUUUCAAACUCUUGUUUGCUAUCGAGGCUCUAUUUUCCUCUAUGUUCCUUUCUCACUUCCAAUACCUUACAUGCACUAAUGUUUUGAAAUAGGAAUUGGCAAUAACGUCUGUUUUUUUUUUUUUUUUUU